GCUAGCAUCAUCUAUUAUCCUUACACCCUUGGUUUUCUUGUCUGGCCUGAUAGGUUCAGCUGCUAACAUUACACAAAUGACUCUCAUUAAUCUCUCCAAUUCCAAACUUACCACACCAACUUCCCAUUAGAUAUUUCUGCAUUUCCACACUGAGCAUGUCUAAAACAGAAUCUUUUCCAAGAACAUAUCAUGUCUUCAAGUUUUUCAUAAAGGGCAGCUCUGUCUCUCAGAUAUCCAGGUUUGUAAACUUAAAUUCAUUUAUAUUUUUUCCCAUUUUCUCAAACUCCAUAUUGAAUUGCUGUCUUGUCAUUGUACCUUAUUGACCUCUCUCAUACUCAACUCCCUCUUUCUAUUCAAAUUGCUAUUAAUCCAGGACUUCAUCAUCUCCUAUUGGGUUAUUGUAAUAACCCUUCUAAUUGGCCUUCCUGAUUUCAGGCUCUCCUUUCUUCAGACUGCUCCCAAAAUAAUCUUUAGUUCAAAAAAGUACUGUGCCUUAGAAAUCUGUCCUGCUCUGACAUUCUAGGAAUCUACAUCUAAAGCUAAUAGAUUCAUCUACCUUCCUGUAUGUUACUAAUUCCACCAUUUUUAAAGUCAAGGUUGAAACUUUGGUGUUUUUGUUUCCUUUCUCAUCUGCUUCUAGGCACCAAAUCUUGUCCAUUCUGUCUUCAAAAUACCUCCAGCAAAUAGCCCCUGCUUAUUAUUGUGGGUGAGGUAAGGAGAGAUUUUGACAUGUACAUAGAUACAUUUAUUCAAAUUAAUUUCAAGGAGGAAAGAACACAAACAAUUGAGGGCCAGGGGGUUAAAAAAAACCUUUUGAAAGAGGUAGCAUUGGAAAUGAAUUCCAAACAAAGGGAACUACCUAUUCUAAGGCACAGAGAAAGCAGAAUAUGGCCGGGGUUUGACAGGGUUGUAACUUUUGGCUCACUUAUCAGGGGUGCUCCAAAUGCUCCAUCUCUUUCACAGUUGCAUACUUUCCUGACAUGUUUUAAGUUGUCUGGUUAGUAUAUGAAGACCUAAGCUCAAGAACCCCUUUAUUAUCAACCUUAGGUAGCCUUCCACCCCUACCUCAGAAGGACUGUUUUGGUAUGCCUGCUAAUUUGGUGUCUUUGACCAUUCCUAAUCCUCUUGAUUAAGAAUUAGAGAAAGAAAAAACCUAUAAUGUUCAGGCUAGCUCUCUGGAGGUCCUCCAAAUGGGCUUUGGUUUCAGCAGAAUAAUCACCACAAGAAUAGUCAGGAAUAAAGUCCAAAGUUUUUAUUAUCUCCUUCACAAUCUGUCUCCUUCACCUGAGGCCAGGCUAGUUUUUUUUGGGGACCUUCAAAUGGGCCUUGGUCUCAGUGGAGGAAUGUAGGAGGCAGGAGAGCCUCAGGAUGGUGGAAGAUGGAAUGUCUCUCUUCCAGUCCUUGUUGGCUCAUAUACCUUAUUGUAAUUACAUCAUUACAGCAUGCUGAUUAUGUGUGAACAUAAGAGAACCAUUACAUCACCAUGCUAAGUACCAAGUAUAUAUGUAAACUAGAUAACCAUUGUCUCAUCAAUUCAUCUGAAUUACCACUUUGUUUCAAGUGUACUUCUCCAGAAUUCUGGCUCUGGAGAAACAAGUCUGGCCAUUUUAUUUUUUAUGGCUCACGUUAUGAUCAAAUCUCUCUCUCUACUUUCUACUUGAGGACCAUCCUGAUGGGAUCCCUUACUCACCAGAGCUAUUUCUGGUUGUGAAUAUAUGGUAAAUAAACUGGUUUUUUCCUAGCUUCCUUCCUCUGCAUUUCUUGACUCUCUCUGCCUCAUGGGUAUUUCUCUUGCAGUUCCCUUACCCCUUGACCUCACAAGCAGAGUUUGUAAGGGAGGGACAAACCACAUCAUUUUCUUAACUUUUUAUAGCUUCUAGGAUAAAAUAAAAACUUUUGGACAGGCAUUUAAGGUCUUCCCUAAUCUGUCUCUAACCUACCCUGACAUUAUUUCAUAUUCUUCCCCUUCAUGUCCCAAUCUGUUUUAAAGUGAAUUAAUAACUCUUCUCCAAUUUGGCAUUUCAUAUCCAUCUCUCACCUGGAUUGUACUCUCUUCUUAUUUCAACCUCUCAAAAUAAUAAUCUUCUAAACUAAGUUAUCUCCUCAGAUAUCACCUCCUUCAGAAGCCUGCCUUAUUACUAUAGACUCAAGUUGUUUCCCCCCUCCUCUUAUACAUGUUGAGGAGGGUGGUGAUGGAAGUUUUAAAUUUUAUUUUGUCUUUUAUAUGCUCAAGACCUAGUAAAUAAAUACAGUAAAUAAUAACAUUUAUUGAAGUGAGUCUGAGGCAUGUCCUUGUGAAUUCUAUUUCCACAAAAAUUUUUUUUUUUACAUCUAUGCCCUCUUUUCCAUUUUUACUGCAACCACCUCCUUCUGAUGCUCACUAUCUCUUAUAACUUCAAUUCAGUUGUGUUACCACUGUUAAGAAUAAUCAUCAGAUGCUCAGGUCUAAUCAUGUCAUUCCUCUUCUCAAAAACCUCUAGUGAUUCCCUAAAGGUUACUACAUAAAGUCUAGCCUUUUUUUUUUUUUUUUUUGGGUGCAGCCAUAAUAGUUCUUAGAUAAACAAUUAUUUCUUUUCUUUCUUUUUUUUUUAAUAGCUUUUUGUUUGCAAGUUAUAUGCAUGGUUAAUUUUACAGCAUUAACAAUUGCCAAACCUUUUGUUCCAAUUUUUCUCCUCCUUCCCCCCACCCCCUCUCCUAGAUGGCAGGAUGACCAAUACAUGUUAAAUAUAUUAAAGCAUAAAUUAAAUACAAAAUAAGUUUACAUGUCCAAACUGUUAUUUUGCUGUACAAAAAGAGUCGGACUGUGAAAUACUGUACAAUUAGCCUGUGAAGGAAAUAAAAAAAGCAGGCAGGCAAAAAUAUAGGGAUUGGGAAUUCAAUGUAAUGGUUCUUAGUCAUCUCCCAGAGUUCUUUCGCUGGGUGUAACUGGUUCAGUUCAUUACUGCUCCAUUGGAACUGAUUUGGUUCAUCUCAUUGCUGAAGAUGGCCAGGUCCAUCAGAGCUGAUCAUCAUAUAGUAUUGUCGUUGAAGUAUAUAAUGAUCUCCUGGUUCUGCUCAUUUCAUUCAGCAUCAGUUCGUGUAAGUCUCUCCAGGCCUUUCUAAAAUCAUCCUGUUGGUCAUUUCUUACUGAACAAUAAUAUUCCAUAAUAUUCCAUAAUAUUCAUAUACCACAAUUUAUUCAGCCAUUCUCCAAUUGAUGGGCAUCUACUCAGUUUCCAGUUUCUGGCCACUACAAAGAGGACUGCCACAAACAUUCUUGCACAUACAGGACCUUUUCCCUUCUUUAAUAUCUCAUUGGGAUAUAAGCCCAGUAGUAACACUGCUGGAUCAAAGGGUAUGCACAGUUUGAUAACUUUCUGAGCACAGCUCCAAAUCGCUCUCCAGAAUGGCUGGAUAUAUUCACAAUUCCACCAACAAUGUGUUAAUGUCCCUGUUUUCCCACAUCCCCUCCAACAUUCCACAUUAUCUUUCCCUGUCAUUCUAGCCAGUCUGACAGGUGUGUAGUGGUAUCUCAAAGUUGUCUUAAUUUGUAUUUCUCUGAUUAAUAAUGACUUGGAGCAUCUUUUCCUAUGGCUAAGUCUAGCCUUCUUAAACUGGUAUUUAAAUCCUGUUCAGUCUGAUUCCAAUUUACUUUUCCACCCUUAUCUUACUCUAUUCCCCUUCCUAUAGUCUACAUUCCAUCCCAAUUCCUUGAAACUGCUACAGUUUCUUGUCUUAUUACAUUUUUGCUUAUUGUAUUUCUUUGGCCUGAAAUGUCAUUUCUCUGCAUCUCUCCAAUUGAAACCCAUAGAAACUGACCUGAAAAGCCAACUUCUUCAUGGCAAUCUUUUCCUUGUCUGAAUUCUCAUAUUUGUAUCUUCCAUUUUCACACUCAACCUUGAUUCCAGUUGUAUAUAUUUGAGUCACAUCUCCCCUGACAUAUUUAUGUCCCACUACACUCCCCUCCAACACAACACUUGCACAUAGUAAGUGCUCAGUAAAUGAGAAUCAAUGUAAUAGAAUGCAAAUGGGUAGGGCAGCUAGAUGGCUCAGUGCAGAGAGCUCCUGCACUAGAGUCAGGAGGAUCUGAAUUUAAAAUUGACCUCAGACAUUUAACACUUACUAGUUGAGUGGCUCUGGGUAAGUCACUUAACUCCAAUUUCCUGGCAAAAGAAAAAAAAGGGCUAUGAAAAUGGAGACAAAAUCUAAAAUCCUAGGAACUUUUUUUUUUUUUUUUUUGGCGGAGGCAAUCUGAAUUAAGUGACUUGUGCAAGAUCACACAGCUAGGAAGUGUUAAGUGUCUUGAGAUCAGAUUUGAACUCAGGUGCUCCUGAAUUCAGGGCUGGUCCUAGAAACAUUUUAAAGACAGAAUGGACAAGACUUCCACUUGAAGGUGGAAGGGAAAGAGGAAGAAAAAAUACCAAGAUUGCAAACAAGUUUAACCUUGAAAUGGAAGAAUCCAUAAUAGCCUAAAAAGGAAGAUGAAUAUCUUGACUUUAGAUGUAUCCAAUAAACCAAUAAGUAUUUAUUAAACAGCUAUUAUGUGCCAGACACAUCUAAAGGCUGGAAAUAUGGAUACAAAAAAAAGAAACAAUUCCUACUCUGAAGAUUCUCGAUUUGCAUGAGGGAGAUUACAACAUAUACAUAUAUGAAAGAAAUUGGGUAUCUGGUAUUCCUUCUUCUCCCUCUCCCUCUAGUCACAGUUAACAUUGAGGGAUGUUAUCACAGGUUAAUCACAGAGGUGUUAAUGAGAUAACAUGAUGUUCACACCUGUGAGAACACUUUCUGUGAUGCAAUUAAAGGGAACCUGGCCAUUGGAUGAGCAAGAUGAGGUGAUGUAUCAAAUGAGAUAAUAUUUGUAAAAAAGAAAUUAGCUAAUACCUGUAAUAAUAAUAAACAUUUGCAUAUGCCUCCUAUGCACUAUUCUAAACUUUAUUUCAUUUGAUCCUAACAACUGGUUUGGGAAGUAGGUACUAUUAUUAUCCCCAUUUUAAAGUUGAAGAAACUGAGGCAAAUGGAAGUUAACUUGCCCAGGGUCACACAACUAGUCAUAUAUAUAGGCCAGAUUGGAGCUCAAAUUUUUUUGACUCCAGGGCUUUACUUGCUUAGUACAAUGCCCGACACAAACAUACUAGACAACAUAUGAAAGCUCAUCCCCCCUCCCCUUCCCUACACGAAUCUAUUGAAUAAAUACAAUUUAAAUGCAGUUAUUAAAUAAUAAAGUUGUCAAUAAGGAAGGGCACUAGCAAUUGGGGAGGUCAGAAAAAAGUGGUACCUGAGCCAAUAGAAUUCUAUGUAGAUUCAGAAUAUCAGAACUGGCAGGGUCUUCAAUGACAAUCUGCCUAAUUUAUUUUAUAGAAGAGAUCACUGAAGCCCAGGGAGAAGAAACAGUUUGACCACAUACACCUAGUUAGAGCCUGGGUUCCAAAUUUCCUUUCAGAUCUUCUACACUACCUCCUUUGAGUUUUUAAUAAAGAUGUACAACCUAAGGUAGUCUGUAGGAUAGGGAAAAAUAUGGUCUCACAUUGUGUGAGCUAAAGACCAGCAGAUAUGGGUGUGGAAAACGUACAUAGUAGGUGGUUGAUAAAUAUUGAUUGAUUCACUCUUAAGCGCUAUGUGAGAAUUAGAAAGGGAAUCAAAAUGCAUGAAAUGGCUUCAGAGGUCAUAGUUCCUGUAUUUACCAGUAGGGGGCGCUGCAGUCAUGUGAUGGAAGUGUACAUACAGUGUGACGACUCCUCCAAACCACAGUAACUUUUUCCAGAAAACUCACUCCCUUUUCUGCAUAUCAGUAUCCCGCCCUCCAUUUUAGGGUUGGUCAAUUUGCAUAUCGACAUCCAACACCCUAAGGUUGGCUAAUUAGCAUAAGUGGGCUCUCUAUAAGCCGCCACCUCCAACCCAGUACCGGGGGAAGGAAGGGGUAUCAUUUUCCUGCAGAAGAAACUGGCCCCGACCCUUUCAUUGCCCCUUUUACAAACCUGGCUCUUCUCAUCCGAAGCAGAGAGCAUGUGCUAAAUAAAUACAACUUGACUGAUUCAUGUCUCAAAUUUGUGUUUCUCCCCCUCCUUCCGCCUCUCCACUACUAGAAUGACUCACUGAGCAUGAACCAAGGUGCCUGUAGGCGCUACCAAAACAAGUCACCUCCAGAUGUCUGCGGCUCAGUUGCUUGAGUGGUCACUAGAUCUCACAGCAUCACAGAUUUAGAGCAGAAGAAGAAAGAGAUAGGCUGCGGGCAGGGAGAGCCUGUCUUUCAGUCUAGUCCUUCGUCCUUUCACUUUUCCGACCUCUCUCCCUUCCGUUUCCAUUCUCGCAGUUGGUGGAGAAGAUCCGGAAAGAAGGGGAAGGGUGGGAAGGGUGGGAAGGGACUCAAAGCAAGCAGCUGCGUGUCCUCUCUUUUCCCACCCUGCCCGGAGGGCCGGCACUAGUGUUCUGGCCUAGCCAAAAAUGUAGGCGGUAGAGCAGUUCGAGGGCUCGGUCGGAUCUGAAUAUAGUUUACCCCUCCCGAACCCUCCUGGGAUUCCCGGCAAACCUGGAAUUCGGGGCUGCCUAUUAAGACACUCCUCGAGGGACAUUGACAUCCCACUGAUAACACCCCCUCCAUGGCAGGUUAUUUACCCCCCAAAGGCUAUGCCCCAUCACCCCCAUACCCAGUGACCCAGUCUACCUCAUAUUCCAAUCCUGCACCUGCCCCAGGCCACAUUGUCAACCUCUUCCCUUCCCCUGGUCCUGUGGCCCCCUUGGAACCAGAACCAGUUACUGUUCCCUUUCUGCAGUUGCCUGGAGUCCCUUCUGGCCUGGAAUUCCUUAUACAGAUUGAUCAGAUCCUGAUUCAUCAGAAGAUUGAGCGGGUGAAGGCAUUUUUUGGCUGGGAUAUCUGUAACCGAUAUGAGCUACAUUCUGGAGCAGGGAUACUACUGGGCCAAGCAGUUGAGGAAAGCAGCUGCUGUGCCCGUCUCUGCUGUGGGGCUCGCCGGCCCAUGCGUAUCCGUGUGGCUGAUCCCAGGAAUCGGGAGGUCCUGCACUUAAUCCGACCUCUGCAUUGUGGGUCCUGCUGCUGUCCCUGUUGCCUUCAGGAGCUGGAAGUACAAGCUCCCCCUGGCACAACUGUUGGGCAUGUACUACAGACUUGGCAUCCCUUCCUGCCCAAGUUCUCAAUUCAGGAUGCAGAUCGCCAGACACUGCUUCGAGUUGUGGGGCCAUGCUGUGCCUGUGGUUGUGGCAAUGACACCAACUUUGAGGUGAAGACCAAGGAUGAAUCUCGGAGUGUGGGUCGGAUCAGUAAACAGUGGGGAGGCAUUGUGCCAGAGGCCCUCACUGAUGCAGACCAGUUUGGCCUCCAGUUCCCCCUGGACCUUGAUGUUCGAUUGAAGGCUGUGCUGCUGGGGGCAGCCUUUCUCAUUGUCAGAGAGAGUUGCUUCCCAACAUUACUUUUAGCCAAGACAACUAUGACCAUGUUCACACCAAGUCUCAAGAGAAAUCUUCCGUGAUCCAAAGUUAGAAGACUAUGCCCACAUAAAAUAAAGGUAUUUACAACUACCCUUUUUGACCCCUGCCUAUAAGCCAAGAUGCCUUCUCUCAUGAUCCAGUUGAAGAUGACAGCACCAAAAGCUUCUUGAAUUGAAUGAUCUCUAGUGUUCCACAUAUUUCAGUAGGUAUGCCACAUAUUUCAGUUUGAAUUUUACAGUAGGGUAGGGGAAACAAGGCUCCUGUGGAUGGAGUAUGCUAAAGCAUCAAGUUCUUGCUUCUUAGGUAGGGGUUGUUGCAAACUAAGCAGAGCCAAAUGAAUGUGCCUUAGUCUUAGAAUUUAGAGGUUUUUAAAAAAGAAGAAUUUAGAGAUAGAAGAAGUCUUUGAGCUUCUAUUGUUUCAAAAAUGAGGAGUGAAAGUGAAAAGUGAAGUGAAGACUUAUAAGAAAUCAAAUAGUUAACAGCAAAUCUGGGAUUUCAACCCAAAUCUUCUGAUUCCCAAUCUUGUGCACUUCCUAUUUUUGCAUAUCUUAUACUUGCCAUUCUCAGGCAGGUUCUAGGGUACCAAGUCUGCUCCCUUAAAUAACAAUCUAUCCUGGAUUGCAGUAAGAGAGGAAAGAAAAAGGUCAACUCAGUAUCAUUAACAUUAUUAGUUCCAAGUGAAGCUCCCUUCCUAUGGGGAGGUUUCUGGUGUGUCAUACUUCAUCAAAGCUGGAAAAUGACGAUGAAGAUUUCAUCCUCUGACAGCAGUCCUGACCUAGUGGCUCAAGGUACAGAGAGGUUCCAUUGAUAACAUUCUAGGAUUUGCCAGCAGUUUACCCCUAGAGCAGCUGCUCAGAUGAAAGAAAAGUUAAAACCUACAAAGGACUUAAGAGUUGGAGGGAUGGGGAGCUGGAUCUCUCCAGAGAGUGGAGGGCAGGAAAGAGAAUCAGAGGUAUGCCUCAGGGGCCUUCAGUUUCAGGAAGAAGAAAGGUCAGAGAGAGAAUGAAGGACUUAAGUGAACAGAAACAAUGAAAACUUGGAUAACUUCCCUGAUUUCUGAGAAGAAUCUUGGAGGAUAGAGAAAGGCUGAAGUCUCAGAUUCCUGGGGGUUUGGGAGCUGAUAGAGACUGGUGUAGUUCUGAUUGUGGGCCAGACUUUAUCUUCAGGGUUCUAGAGAGCAGAAGUCAUAUUACCUGUCACUCUGAAUGUAUAGCUGCAUUUACAAGCAAUGAAAACAUCGGAUGUUUCUCCCCUGGCAGACUCAUAUGCUAUAUGUUGUCCUCUUUGCCCAUCAUUGCUACCUCAAAUUUUUUUUACCUCUGGGACCCAAAUCAGGGCAAAGUCUCACAUGGACUACAAGUACUUUUGUCUGGUCUCCUUGUGUCUCCUACAAGCUAACCAGAUAUAAGGGGAAGGAGAAGGGAGGGAGGGGAAAGGGACAGUGAGAGAAAGUGUGCUCUUACUAGCUCAAGAAUCUGUUGUUAAAUUUUCAAUGUGAGCUUUACAUCUUAGAAAUCAGGAGAUGUUAUAAACCAAGACUUGACUUAUUGUUUUCUUGAUUUUCUAUAUAUAAGAAAGCGAUGGAAAAAUGUUAAUAUGCAGAUUAGAUUUAAAUAUGUUAUGCACACAUUUUUGGAGGACUAAUUAAAUGUUUACUAACACA
Messenger RNA from Antechinus flavipes (yellow-footed antechinus), 9085 nucleotides. It is a transcript of the gene PLSCR3, whose product is annotated as phospholipid scramblase 3. Gene Ontology annotation, biological process: plasma membrane phospholipid scrambling. Bases 6576 to 7463 code for a protein of 295 amino acids. Gene Ontology annotation, cellular component: plasma membrane. The record is from RefSeq and is a predicted model, not a curated record. Gene Ontology annotation, molecular function: phospholipid scramblase activity. The transcript is spliced from 8 exons. NCBI's taxonomy places the organism in Eukaryota, Metazoa, Chordata, Mammalia, Dasyuromorphia, Dasyuridae.